AUGGGAAGGACUCUAACUGCCAAUAAAUAUGCCUUUCAAGGACCUCCCUCAGAGUUCCAAUGCCCGAUUACAGGUUCCUUAUUGUAUGAUCCCAUCACACUCCCAAAUGGCUCGACACUCGAGCGUGUUUUCAUCGAAGCCUUCAGAGAGUUCAACUACAUUCCUUCGUCUCCUUUUUAUCUGACAACUAAUGAGGAGCUCAAAUCCAAGAUCCUCGAAUGGUGUGAUCUCAACGUCUAUCCUUGCCCUCGCCCCAUCUCUGUAGAAGAAGCCUGUGAUUGCAUUAAAGGAUUAUUGGCCUUCUAUGACAAUUUUCACUCAUGGUUUACAAAGGUUUCUGAAGAUGACAAUGGUGGAUAUUUCUUGAAUUCAAGAAACCAACUUUAUCCCUCUUCAUUCUCUUCCAAAGGUGAUGAAACCAACGUCAGUUCUCUCAGAAAGUUCAAGCAGAUCAUUAGGGAGCCAGAUGUAAAGAAAACUUUACCAAGAAUCACCUACAACAGAAGGCCUCCUUCGUAUUUCUCCGAAGCAAUGGAAACCCUCAUUAGGAGAAAGACUGCAGUUUCUGAUUCUUCUUCUUUGCAGUGAAUGAAUUCAAAUCCAAAAGAAGAUAUAAUAAAGAAUCUAGAAGACAGUGACAGCUCAGUACAGGCGAGUGCACUUGUCACCCUACAAAAGUAUGCCAUUCCAUCAGCACCAUCAUUGAUGGAAAUGCAAUGUUCCGCGACCUAUUUGCUGAUAAAUGUAGCAGCUUCAAUGGGGCAUGCACACUCUUUAAAAUCAUCAAAAUGUUCGCAGGACAAUCAACACAUAGGUUCCAUAUAGUUUUUCCAAUAUCUGAACACACUGAUCAUUCACUGAUGAAAAAUAAUCCAAAAGCCGCAAAAGUUCUCUCCCCAUGACUGCUUUAUUGACAUCUUCUCAUGACAAAGCCUCAAGCACGUUAGCAGCGAGGUUGCGAGCCUCGGCCACUGGACUUUGCUCAAGGAUAUUAACUAGUUGUUCGAGAAUAUUAUCAAAGUGGGCCAGUUUUUCUCUGUUUGACUUUUCACUGGCCAGAAAAGAAAUGAAUAAGAGAACACUGUUGACCUCGGCGUGAGUAAAUUUGCCAAGCAUGGGGACAAUAG
Messenger RNA from Asparagus officinalis (garden asparagus), 1127 nucleotides. RefSeq names its product U-box domain-containing protein 40-like. The coding region runs from base 1 to 588 and encodes 195 amino acids. Lineage: Eukaryota; Viridiplantae; Streptophyta; Magnoliopsida; Asparagales; Asparagaceae. The record is from RefSeq and is a predicted model, not a curated record. The transcript has 3 exons. Gene Ontology annotation, molecular function: ubiquitin-protein transferase activity. Gene Ontology annotation, biological process: protein ubiquitination.